Messenger RNA from Salpingoeca rosetta, 2280 nucleotides. RefSeq names its product glycerol-3-phosphate dehydrogenase. The record is from RefSeq and is a predicted model, not a curated record. The coding region runs from base 164 to 2011 and encodes 615 amino acids. Gene Ontology annotation, biological process: glycerol-3-phosphate metabolic process. The transcript is spliced from 19 exons. Lineage: Eukaryota; Choanoflagellata; Craspedida; Salpingoecidae. Gene Ontology annotation, molecular function: glycerol-3-phosphate dehydrogenase (quinone) activity. Gene Ontology annotation, cellular component: mitochondrion; glycerol-3-phosphate dehydrogenase (FAD) complex.
ACCGCAGCAACAGCAGCAGCAGCAUUCACAUCUCACUGCAACUCGGGCAACUGUCGUCGCGUUUUUGCCCUUGCUGCACUCGUGCACACAAGAUCAGGAACCACAAGCAGUGCAGACAUCAACACCCUGCAAGCGGGCAAGUGAGCGAGUAAGCGAGUGAACGAUGGCUGGCCGCUUGCGUGCAAUCGCUGCGGUUGCCACGGCUGCUGGCGCAGCUGUGUUUGGGACGAUGGCCGCAACACGCGCACCACCGCCCGCAACCGUCACCCCGCCGGGAUCGCCCCUGAACCUGCCCUCACGCAAGAAGCAGUGGGAGGAUCUCCAGUCCCAGGAGUACGACAUCCUUGUGAUUGGAGGCGGUGCCACCGGUAGCGGCGUUGCUUUGGAUGCGGCAUCUCGAGGGCUUCGGGUUGCACUUGUUGAGCGGGACGACUUCUGCUCCGGCACCAGCAGCCGCAGCACCAAGCUCAUCCACGGCGGCGUCCGUUACCUGGAGAAGGCAAUCAUGCAAUUGGAUAUGGAACAGUACAACAUGGUGCAAGAGGCGCUGCGUGAGCGGGAGACGCUUCUGCGCAUUGCACCGCACGUCGCACGCGAGCUGCCCAUCCUCGUCCCAAUCUACAGGUGGUGGGAGCUGCCAUACAUGUACGCCGGCCUGAAGAUGUACGACUUUAUUGCGUGGCUGUCCAAGAAGAAGGAGGACAAGGGCGUGAGUGGCUGCUACAUGCUGGGCAGGGACGCUGCCAUGGCCGCAUUUCCACAGCUCAACACCGCCAGUCUCCGUGGCGCAAUUGUCUACCACGACGGACAACACGAUGACGCCGCAAUGGGACUCGCCGUGGCGCUGACUGCGGCCAAGGAGGGCGCAACCGUGCUGAACCACGCCGGCGUCGUUGAGCUGGUGAAGCAACGGGUCGGAGAGGAUGUUCCGGACAGGAUUAUUGGCGCCCGCGUCCGUGACGAGCUCACAGGGGAAGAGGCAACGGUGCACGCCAAGUGCGUCAUCAACGCGACCGGCUGCUUUACGGACGAGGUGUUGAAGAUGGACAACCCAAAGCAGGACGAUGUUGUGGUGCCGAGUCAGGGCAUCCACGUCGUCCUCCCAAGCAGAUUCUGCCCACGGGAUGUGGGGAUGCUUGAGCCGAGCUCGAGCGAUGGCCGCGUGCUGUUCUUCCUUCCGUGGGAGGGGCGUGUUGUUGCCGGCACCACGGACUCAGCAUCACACGUGAGCAGAAACCCAAAGCCAAACCAGAAGGACGUGGACUUUAUUAUUCGCGAACUUAACAAGAAACUCUCCCCCGACGUACAGAUCCAGUCGUCGGACGUGCGCGCCGCGUGGAGUGGUCUUCGCCCGCUCGUCAAGAAACCUGACUCCACCAACACGGAAUCGCUGCCACGGACGCAUUUCGUGCACGUGUCGUCAUCGGGACUCGUCACUAUUGCCGGAGGAAAGUGGACGACGUACCGUCAGAUGGCGGAGGACGCGGUUGAGGCUGCACUGAAGGAGCGCCAGGACAUCAAGCCAUCCUCCCCGUCCCGCACCCGCGAAAUUUUCCUUGUUGGUGGAGAGCGGUUCACGCCAACGCUCGCCCACCGCCUCGUUGCACUCUACAACAUCGACAUUGAGGUUGCAACGCACCUCGCCACCCGUUACGGCGACAAGGCGUUUGCCGUUCUGGACAUCGACCCGCAGCCAAAGCUCCUUGUUGACGGCUUUCCGUACAUUGAGAAUGAAGUUGUGUACACGACGCGCGCAGAAUACGCACGCACGCCGGAGGACGUACUUGCGCGGCGGCUUCGUCUAGCGUUUCUGGACAAUGAGGCGUCGCACGCCGCCCUCGGUCGCGUCACACAGCUCAUGGCAAAGGAGCUUGGGUGGAGUGCAGCGGAUGCGAAGCGCCACAAGAAGGCGUGCGAGGACUUCCUGGACACCAUGAUUGUCACUCCGCAUGAUCAAGCAGUCGCACCACCGCCGCCACCGCCACCUGCUGCUGCUUCUGCUGCCGUCUGAUUGUGGUGUUGCUUGCGUUGAUGCUUGUUGUCCUGUUUGUUGUUCUGUUUGUUGUUCUGUUUGUUGUUCUGUUGCAUUACGUGUAUGUUGCACUGCUGCGUUGGUGCUGCUCUUGAUGUCACGUGUUUUGACUGUGUAGGUGGAGUGAUGCUGCACAGCAUCCCUCUCUCUGUCUCUGUCUGUCUGUCUCUCUGUGUGGCAAUGGCCUGUUGGGUGAAGGAGACACAUUGAACACUUCAAUUCACGACCAAAUACACCACGACCUGCAC